Molecule: messenger RNA, 330 nt
Organism: Puccinia graminis f. sp. tritici CRL 75-36-700-3
Lineage: Eukaryota; Fungi; Basidiomycota; Pucciniomycetes; Pucciniales; Pucciniaceae
Exons: 1
Coding region: 1-330 (109 amino acids)
Source: RefSeq, a predicted model, not a curated record
AUGGCCCCCACACCACCGAGGACGCCUCCAAAAGACGCCUCCGACGGGCCACAGUGGCCAAAAGACGCCGCCAACGGGCCAGAGGUGCCAAAGGAGGCCCCCGGGGCUGAGGAAGCCAGCAAGGACCUUGCACAGCCGGCGGGAGUCAUUGUUGGAGCUGUUGUGUCACCCACCGCAGGUCCAAAGGCCGUCAGACCUGGAGAGGGAGUCGUCAGACCUGGGACAGAAGUUGUUGCAACCAGGGCGGGAGUCGUCGCCGCACGCAAGGAGGUAGCUGCCUCAGAGAAGAGAGUCGUCCCCCAAGACUCUUUCUGGCCCCUCAGCUCAUGA